This is a messenger RNA of Hippopotamus amphibius kiboko, 1878 nucleotides long. RefSeq names its product sorting nexin-18-like. Lineage: Eukaryota; Metazoa; Chordata; Mammalia; Artiodactyla; Hippopotamidae. The record is from RefSeq and is a predicted model, not a curated record. Bases 1 to 1878 code for a protein of 625 amino acids. The transcript has a single exon. Gene Ontology annotation, molecular function: protein binding; phosphatidylinositol binding. Gene Ontology annotation, cellular component: plasma membrane; cytoplasmic vesicle. Gene Ontology annotation, biological process: endocytosis; plasma membrane tubulation; mitotic cell cycle.
AUGCCGCGGAGCGUCCGGGCGCUGUACGGCUUCAAGGCAGAGAACCCCGGCGAGAUGUCGCUGCGGGAGCACGAGGUGCUGAGCUUGUGCAGCGAGCAGGACUUCGAGGGCUGGCUCGAGGGGAUCAACAGCCGCGGCGAUCGCGGCCUCUUCCCGGCCUCGUACGUGCAGGUGAUCCCGGUGCCCGAGCCGGGCCCGGCAGGCGACGGCGGCCCGGGCGCCCCGGCCCGCUACGCCAACGUGCUGCCCUGCGUCCACGAGCCCCGGCCCGCCGGGCCGCGCGCCUCCUUCAAGCCGCCCCCCGACCACUGCCCGCCGCCGCUGCAACCGCAGCAGGUGCCGCCGCCGAGCCCCUUGCAGCCGCCGGGCGCGGGCUUCCCGUGUGGCAGAGGCUGCCUGCAGCCGUCACCGCAGAACCUCCACGGCGGCGGCUGCCAGGCCAGCCAGGGCAACGAUGAGGACUGGGACGACAAGUGGGACGACAAGUGGGACGACAGCUCCACGGCGGUCACGCUGGACAGCGGCGCGUACCCGGACCAAGACUGCGGGGCUUCAGGGGGCGGCGGCGCUGCCGGUCGCUACCGCCUGUCCACGCGCCCCGACUCGUCGCUGGGCUCCCGCGGCGGCCCGGCGCCCCCGCAGCCUUACCCGUCGGGAACCAAGAGCUCGGCCACCAUGAGCCGCAACCUCAACCGCUUCUCCACCUUCGUCAAGUCGGGCGGGGAGGCCUUUGUGCUGGGCGAGGCGUCGGGCUUCGUGAAGGACGGGGACAAGCUGUGCGUGGUGCUGGGGCCUUACGGCCCCGAGUGGCAGGAGAACCCCUACCCCUUCCAGUGCACCAUCGACGACCCCAUCAGGCAGACCAAGUUCAAGGGCAUGAAGAGCUACAUCUCCUACAAGCUGGUGCCCACGCACACGCAGGUACCGGUGCACCGGCGCUACAAGCACUUCGACUGGCUGUAUGCACGCCUGGCCGAGAAGUUCCCCGUCAUCUCGGUGCCCCACCUGCCCGAGAAGCAGGCCAUCGGCCGCUUCGAGGAGGACUUCAUCUCCAAGCGCAGGAAGGGCCUGAUCUGGUGGAUGAACCACAUGGCCAGCCACCCGGUGCUGGCGCAGUGUGACGUCUUCCAGCACUUCCUGACCUGCCCCAGCAGCACCGAUGAGAAGGCCUGGAAACAGGGCAAGAGGAAGGCCGAGAAGGAUGAGAUGGUGGGCGCCAACUUCUUCCUGACCCUGAGCACGCCCCCUGCCGUCGCCCUUGACCUGCAGGAGGUGGAGAGCAUGAUUGACGACUUCAAGUGCUUCACUAAGAAGAUGGACGACAGUGCGCUGCAGCUCAACCACACGGCCAGUGAGUUCGCGUGCAAGCAGGUGACGGGCUUCAAGAAAGAGUAUCAGAAGGUGGGCCAGUCCCUCCGCAGCCUCAGCCAGGCCUUUGAGCUGGACCAGCGGGCCUUCUCGGCGGGUCUGAGCCAGGCUAUCGCCUUCACCGGAGAUGUUUACGACGCCAUUGGCGAACUCUUUGCCGAGCAGCCCAGGCAGGACCUGGACCCCAUCAUGGACCUGUUAGCGCUGUAUCAGGGGCACCUGGCCAACUUUCCCGACAUCAUCCACAUUCAGAAAGGAGCUCUUACCAAAGUAAAGGAGAGUUGGCGAUACGUGGAAGAAGGGAAGAUGGAGGUCCAAAAUGCUGAUGACCUUCAGGAUCGCUGUAACACUAUUUCUUUUGCCACUUUGGCUGAAAUUCACCACUUCCAUCAAAUUCGAGUAAGAGACUUUAAAUCACAGAUGCAGCAUUUCUUACAACAACAAAUAAUAUUUUUCCAAAAAGUGACCCAGAAGUUGGAAGAGGCUCUUCACAAGUAUGAUAGUGUUUAA